This is a messenger RNA of Funneliformis geosporum, 489 nucleotides long. Lineage: Eukaryota; Fungi; Glomeromycota; Glomeromycetes; Glomerales; Glomeraceae. The record is from the annotation of a GenBank genome assembly.
AUGGAUGAUAAUUUAUCUUUAGUCAAUUUAACUCUUACUGAGCAAAAUAUUACUCCUUUAGCAGUAACUGCUACUCCCGAAGAUUUAUUAGAAUUAUUAGAAAAGUUUCAGGAAGCAAAACCAAUAAUUAACUAUACACUUCCGGUUAACUUUAAAAAAGGUCAAGAGGUUGCUAAUCAAAAGCAAUAUUAUAAUAACGCCACGGCUACUUUAAUUGCCAAUGAUGAAGGAUUAUUAUCUAAACAAACUAUCUUUAUGUUUGAUGAUUAUUUAGUAGAUGACUCAAUUAAGUUAAGUUUAAGUCAAGCCUUAGAUGCGGUUAAACAUCGCCAACAAACUGUACCCUUAGAUGGCCUGUAUUCUAUUUUAGGAUUACUGCCUUAUGGAGAACAAGCUACGGUUAGUUAUGAAAACAAUACUCUGCAACAAGCUUUACAAGAAUUAAUGGAUUUAGCUAUUAAAGAAAAUCCUUCUGAAGCUAUAUCUUGA